AUGAAACUAAUUUCUAUCUUUGUGUUCCUUUCUCUUAACGCAGCGGAAGCGGGAGUGGGGACUCGCGGGGACGGCGGCGAGCAAGGUAACGGGGGGGAGGUUCUCUCCCUUGCCUGCGCAGCGGAAGCGGGAGUGGGGACUCGCGGGGACGGCGGCGAGCAAGCGGAAGCGGGAGUGGGGACUCGCGGGGACGGCGGCGAGCAAGGUAACGGGGGGGAGGUUCUCUCCCUUGCCUGCGCAGCGGAAGCGGGAGUGGGGACUCGCGGGGACGGCGGCGAGCAAGGUAACGGGGGGGAGGUUUUCUCCCUUGCCUGCGCAGCGGAAGCGGGUGGGAGGGAACUCGUGUCGACGCUUCUUCCGGGACGCCUCACGGGCGCGCGGCGGCGCAUCGCGGCGCGGCGCGUCGGAGCACGGCGCUUGGCGGCGCUUCUCUCUGCUGUUCGUCCCGUCGUCGCCUUUCUGCUCGUCAAUUUCCGCUCCUCUCCGCCUUGGUGCCGUGACGUGUGGCAUCGCCAUGUGUGGGCAGUGUUUCAAGAACUCAAGCAAGACAAGAAGCGUCGGGGUUGUGCGAGCGGGGCGGCGGAGGGGGAAGGGUAG
Messenger RNA from Closterium sp. Naga37s-1, 597 nucleotides. The record is from the annotation of a GenBank genome assembly. NCBI's taxonomy places the organism in Eukaryota, Viridiplantae, Streptophyta, Zygnematophyceae, Desmidiales, Closteriaceae.